Molecule: messenger RNA, 3165 nt
Organism: Penicillium atrosanguineum
Lineage: Eukaryota; Fungi; Ascomycota; Eurotiomycetes; Eurotiales; Aspergillaceae
Gene: nic96
Product: linker nucleoporin NIC96
Exons: 5
Coding region: 1-3165 (1054 amino acids)
Biological process (GO): protein import into nucleus; poly(A)+ mRNA export from nucleus
Cellular component (GO): nuclear pore
Molecular function (GO): structural constituent of nuclear pore
Source: RefSeq, a predicted model, not a curated record
AUGAACCCCAACACGGGGUCUCUUUUCGGAGGAGGCGGCCUUGGGAGCUCGACCCCUCAAUCGACCAGCUUGUUCGGAUCAACCAAUGCGACAGGAACAUUUGGAACUACAUCUGCUGCAGCUCCCCAGGCCGCGCAGACCUCUUCUCUCUUCAGUCAAACCCAACCCCAACCCCAGCCUCAGCAUCAGCCUCAGCAGCAACCUGCCCAGUCUUCUAUGCUAGGGCAGACCCAGAAUGGCUCCGGAUUGGCUCAAGGACGAGUUUCGGCCCAGGCAACCCAGCCAGCUUUUUUCAAUAGCUUACUGGAGCGCGGGAAGAAGCGACCACUGUCUACUGCUGGCCAAAACGGUAACGGAAACUUCGAGGAUGUUCCCAGCCUGCAAUUAGGUCUUGAUGAUAUCCGAAGAAAGGCAAGGGAGCUGGGUACAUCGGGGAGCAAAGAUCCCCAGCAGAAUGGUACAAAGGCCCGCUAUCUACUCGCAUCGUCUGGCAUCUCCCCUGGGCGGGCGUUACGAGACCUCCGCUCUCUGGAUCCACAGGCAUCAUUAGCUACAGCAAGAGAGACUGACGGCUUCGACCCUGAUAAUCAGAGAUUUUUGAGAAACAUUCAGCAGCGUGGCCGCCAGGUGAUGAUUGCGGAGAGUCUCUCACGGGCCCAGAGAGAUUUCGAUAUCUUUUUGGAAGAGAAAGUAGAUAUGGACUGGGAGGACCAACGUCGGAAGAUUUUCCAGCACUUUGGACUUUCCCAAAAGGAUGGAUCCACCACGGGAGACAUGAGGUCGACAACUCGGGGAGCCUUCGGUCGAUCGGCCAGACAAUCUAAACAGGGGGGUGCUAGUCAAGCCCAUGGGCCUUCGGGUGCAUCCCGCCGCAGUGUGUUUGGCCGCUCUGCCUUGGACAAGUCCGUUAUUGGUACACCAGGAACUGGCUUGGCCAGUCGACAACUCUUCGAGGACCCGUCGGAACGAAAUGAAGGGCUGGCUGCACCGUCGCCCGACCUACGCUUCUUGCGAGAGAAGAUGGGCAAUUACGCUGAAAGGGUUCAGAAUCUGAACGUGGCUAGGCUACAAGGACAAGCCUACCCCAUCCUUCAUGAGUUCGCGCAAGUUGAACUGCAAAAUGGCGGUGAUGCACCUCGGCAGCUCUUCGAUGCUUAUCAAGCUUUGAUCCGAAUCAUCCAUGAGAAUCCGGCUAUAACCAGCACAUCAGACCCGGGUGCUGUGAAGGAACGACAGUUUGCCACUGAGUAUCUGGAAGAGUCAUCCAAAGCUCAAAACGGAACCAAGCUGAAGAAGCAGAUUAUUGAAGGCUCAAGGGGAUACCUUGAGCACACGUUCUUCCAGGAGGUGGAGAAUGUCAUCUCUAAGAACCUGCGCGAGGCACAACUAGGUGGUAUUCCCACCGUGAUCAACAAGAUUCGAGCAUACAUCCGCGUUCGUGCCACGAGAAAAGACCUUGCUCCAGAUGGAACGGAAUUGCAGAUGGUCGGGCAAGACUAUUGCUGGAUUCUCAUCUUCUGCCUCCUUCGGUGCGGCUUUGUCACCGAGGCGGCCGAGUACGUGAGCCAAGAUCCCGGGUUCCGGUCUUUGGAUCAUAAAUUCGUGACCUACAUGACGACCUACGCUCAAAACAGGCGACUUCCACGGGAUUUGCAGCAGAAGAUCAAUGGCGAGUACCAGCAGCGUUUGCGAAAUGCGCCCGACAACACCGUUGACCCCUAUCGGAUGAUUUGUUACAAGAUCAUUGGCCGCUGCGACCUCUCCCGCCGCCGUUUGGAUGGUGUGAACCAAACCGUUGAGGACUUCAUGUGGUUGCAAUUCAGUCUCGCUCGAGAGGAUGAUCGCUCUGAGGAGGUAGCCGGCGAUGUCUUUGGUCUGGAAGACAUUCAGACCGAUAUCACUGAAAUUGGACAAAGACAUUUCAACAAGAACCAGGAUGGACCGGGCGGACAUGGAACAUUUUUCAUGCUCCAGAUCCUGGGAGGAAUGUUCGAGCAGGCUGUGGCCUAUUUGGGAACUUAUUCGCCGGUCACUGCAGUCCAUUUCGCCGUUGCAUUGGCGUACUAUGGUCUCCUGCGUGUGUCGGACUUCUACGCUUCUGGAGAAGAAAUCCUUUCUUUCACUGUGAAACAAUACCCCCAGAUCAAUUUCGGGUAUCUCAUCACUCAAUACACUCGAGAGUUCCGCACUGGCAAUGUUGAAGCCGCCAUUGACUACUUUGCCUUGAUUUGUCUCAACGCGGAUCUACCGGGCGCUCUAGGCAAGUCUCAAUCAUCAGUCUGUCACGAGGCCUUGCGAGAAUUCAUCCUCGAGACUAGGGAUUUCGCCAAGCUGCUGGGCGACAUUCAUGCAAAUGGUACUAGAAUCAAGGGCGCCAUCGAACAGCGUCUUGAUUUGAUCAACCUAGUGGAUCAGCAAGACUUCCUGAAAAACAUCACCAUUCAAGCCGCUGGCGUGGCCGACGACAAAGGCUUAAUCACCGAUGCAGUGCUUUUGUAUCAUCUGGCUGAGAACUACGACCGUGUGAUUGAUAUUGUGAACCGGGCCCUGUCGGAUGCCAUUGCGGUUGAGCUGGGAGGAACCAUGCCGAAGCUGCAACUUCUGCGACCCAGAGUCGAGCAGACCCAAGCAGACACUGUGGCGCCUGGAAGCAGUCUUAGCUUGACCACGGUGGACGAUCCCGUCAUUCUGGGCAAGAACAUGAUUGGUCUCUACAAUUCCAACCAGAUGUACUUCGAUAAGAUCCGCCAGAUUAAUCGGGACGCUUGUGGACUCCUCCUUCGCAUGAUGGAAGCUAAGAUGGAGGUUGAAGCAGGCAGAUGGGCGCCCGCCCUCGACCACAUUGACCGACUGGGAGUCCUUCCAUUGCAAGCCCAAGGCUCUAUGCCAUAUAUUCGGAGUGUUGCUCAGGCAUUCUCAUCUUUCCCGGAGAUCAUUUCGCGCAAUAUUGGACAUGUUAUCAUGUGGAGUAUUGCAUGCAUUGGCCAAGAACGUCAUAAACAAGUCUCGGGACCCUAUGAGACUGACAUGCAUCAUGGAUUUGCAGAACAGUUGCUAAACAUGGCGAAGGAUCUCAUGGUCUUCUCUGGAAUGGUUAAAUACAAACUCCCACCAAAGGUCUACGAGGCCCUCGCCCGCGCUGGGGCAGACAUUGGGGCAUAUUAG